AUGUCUUCUAUGUCCAGGAGAUCGCCGGUGACGCCACCAUACGACAAUGAUUACAACGGAAGCCCAAAAGGUCUGAUGGACCCGGGCCUGAAGAUCACACCACCCUCUUCUUCCUUGCAUGUCCCUACCAUGACCUUUUCUCCCCCCGCGACCCCUCGCAGCAUCCGACCGGCCAAGGCGUCUCUGAGGUUAAGAAGCAACUCCGGCUUGACAUUGCACACCAACGAAGAAGCCUUCCGCCGUUACACCGACUACAACCCCGACGGGUCCCCGAGAUCGCCGACCUUUGGUCCCGGCAUGUGGUCCAGCUUGGACAGCGUAUCGACAAGUUUGCGCCGCAGCUUUGCACCGCCGGUGAUGGAGGUGGAACCGACCGAGACGUUGCCGAUUCCGGAUUUCCUCGGCCGCGAAGUAUUCGAGAUGAUUCUCGGCAACGCGCAGACGUCGCAACGCUUCUUUCAGUUCGCCCAGAACCGGGGAUGUGGUUCCGACAUCGAGUUUCUUCUCCGAGUGCAAGAGUAUACCCGAUGCUUGUCCCAGUUCGGCAAGCAGGCCUCGUCGAUGCCUACGCCCACAGACCUUCCGAAUACCGUCACCAAGUCGUUGAAUGCCGACAUGAGGCAGCUGACCGGCUCUGUUCUCCCGGGUCUGGAAUCGCUCUUUGGCGAGUCCAAACGAUGCGUUGAGCAAAGGGUGGCUCGCUCUGUUUACCCUUCCUUCGUCAAGCAUCAGUUGGCUCUUCACACCUCGGCCUCCUUAUCGAACACUCGGGGCCCCAAGUAUCCCGGCCUAGGGGAGUCCUUCUGUCUCACAGACGCCCUCAGCCCGGAGAACCCCAUCAUCGCGGCUUCAGAUGCGUUCGUCUCAUUGACUGGGUACUCAAAGAUCGAGGCUCUACCUCGCAACUGCAGAUUUCUGCAAGGUGGUCUCACCGACCAAGAUGCCAUCAAGCGUAUUCGAGAAGCGGUCUCGCAGGAGGAGGAAUCUGUGGAGCUUGUUCUCAACUACCGUCGCGACGGCACACCAUUCUGGAAUUUGCUUUUCACAUGUCCGCUGACAGAUACUUCGGGCAAGCUCCGGUACUACCUCGGCGGACAAAUCAACGUGUCAGAUAAUGUCUCCGGUUACAAAGACCUCAUCCGUGUCCUCAACUUCGGUCCUGCACUAGACGACUCGCCGAAGGAUGACAACUCGGGUCGGGAUUCUCGGGCCAGCCGGCGGAUGAGCCGGACCAGCAGCCGCGACCGGAAGACGGAGCGCCGGACCAGUCUGCGGAACCGAGACAGCCUUCACAACAAAGGACCGAAGAAGAGUCUCUUCCAGCCGUUCCGGAAACAGCCAUCGCACACCAACAACAACCAAGAAAACACGUCACCUUCGCAGGGCGUCGGACUCGGCCUGGAGCAGAUGUUGACCGUCUCAAGUUCAGAAGAGCGCCUUAGCCUCAGCCCUCGUGCCGAACGAGUCUAUGAGGCGUACAGCCGCUUCAUCGUCUUACAAAACACGGAGGGUCCAUCCGGAUUCCCGCCACGCUCGUCCUCUUUGCCAGCCGACCCAAGCAAGCGGAAAGCGCCUCAACUGAGCGUCGCUUUCUGCUCUGCCGCGGCGCUGGAUGUCCUCGGUCUGGGGCUCGUCACUGACAGCAUCACGCACCGGGACAUCUUUACAGUGCUGUCCGAGCUGGCGGACUCUCCGUCAAUCACGAAGAGCUUCAAGAACACGGUACGCGAGCGGGUCGUUCGGGAUGGGAAGGCUGCUACGCUGGACAUCAUGCUCGGCGGCGGGUACCUCGCCCGCAAGGGAAGUCUCAUUGGUCUCGGUGGUGGCAGGUCGUCAAAGGACGACUCGGACAGCGGCUCGAAGAAGGCGGGUCGGCCGGUUAGCAGGUCCGGAUUCGCGAGCCUCGUCAGCGAGGCGGGCAAGAUGGAGAAGCUCACCAGCUACUGGACCCCGUUGAAGAAUGCGGAGGAGAAGGUUGAGUUUAUCGUCGUCAUCAUCUCGCCCGUGAAAUGA
Messenger RNA from Colletotrichum karsti, 2013 nucleotides. RefSeq lists its product as uncharacterized. Gene Ontology annotation, cellular component: nucleus. Lineage: Eukaryota; Fungi; Ascomycota; Sordariomycetes; Glomerellales; Glomerellaceae. Bases 1 to 2013 code for a protein of 670 amino acids. The transcript has a single exon. The record is from RefSeq and is a predicted model, not a curated record.